This is a messenger RNA of Letharia lupina, 6564 nucleotides long. RefSeq lists its product as uncharacterized. The coding region runs from base 1 to 6564 and encodes 2187 amino acids. Gene Ontology annotation, cellular component: phagophore assembly site; extrinsic component of membrane. Gene Ontology annotation, biological process: reticulophagy; autophagy of mitochondrion; autophagosome assembly. NCBI's taxonomy places the organism in Eukaryota, Fungi, Ascomycota, Lecanoromycetes, Lecanorales, Parmeliaceae. The transcript has 4 exons. Gene Ontology annotation, molecular function: phosphatidylinositol-3-phosphate binding. The record is from RefSeq and is a predicted model, not a curated record.
AUGACUUUCUUCCUUCCGUCCUAUUUCCAGAAGCGGAUCUUACGAUAUGCUCUUUCACGACUAGAGCUGCUGGACACCGAUGCUUUAGAUCUCGAGAAGUUGGAUAUAGUAUGGGGUAAGAGGAGCACAGUUGAGCUGAGGGAUGUGGCCGUGCAUACGAAGAAACUUGCCGAUUUACUACAACUGCCAAGGAAUUUGGCCAUCUUUUCUGCUCAGAUUCAGUAUCUUCGGCUUACGAUCCCUGCGGACCUCUACAUAAGUGGAAUAUCAGUUGAAGUGCAAGGAGUGCAGGUGCGCGUGAACGCAAACCUCGAAGAUCAAUGCGGAGGGGGAAGACCCAAAUCGACACCACCCAAAAGAAAUCGGUCGGGAAAACCGUCAAAGGGCGUCAAAGCGGACAACCCAAGAAAUACACAGUCUCACGUUCACGACCCCGGUGGCGGUUUUCCCAGCCCUGUACUGCAAACAGGUGGUGACAGCCGUGCAGGAGUCUCAGAGUACUUGCCAACUACCGUUGACCUAGCUAAGUCAUUCUUACAUGACGAAUCAAAGGAAGAAAAGGCCGAACUGCAAGAUGCUGUUGCAAAGUCCCAAUACCUGGAUCAGUCUCUAGUGACUAGCGAUGAUGGUGACGAAACGUCCGAUCUUGGUGUUGCCAACACACUUCCCCUUCCAGGGUUUUUGGCAGACUUUCUGAAAGGUGUUGGGGACCGUGUCCAGUUGAAAGUCAAGGAUGUGGAAUUGGACCUGGACAUUAAGCUAGAUAUUGCUUCGGAAAGCUCUGCCAACAGCGAUACAUCAGAAAGGUCGAAUGUCUUGACCAUUCGGUUUUACAUAGAGGACAUAAUCGUCAACGCUAUCACCCGCCUAGCAACACCAAGCGUAACGGAUCAAGGGAGUGUCCAAGAAGCUUCUAACUCUGUCUUUCAAGAGACCCGUCGCGUGACAUUGGCCAAUUUUCACGCUAUGCUCAUCUCUGAUGCCUCGUUGUUCGCCAACGUUGCUCGAUCUACCGGACCGUCGUCUCCGGAGACUACCCACGCGAGCAUUAUAGCGAGAUCUGGCAGCAAGCCUAUAGACUCUCCUGCUUCAAGUACCAUUGGCGAACCCAAAACGAUAAGCAGUCCUCUCCCUGCGAGCCUAGACAGACAAGAUUCUCAGGAUUCCGAAGCACCAAUGAUAUAUGACUUCAGUCAAGAGCCUACGGAUUCCGAGGGUUCUGAUACGGAUCAUGAAUCUACCGCUUCAUUGGGUCUGUCCAAUGCUGGCGAUAGUCAGUAUCAUGAUAGCGCGGUCACUGGCUCCUUCUACUCCGCCUCCGGAGACACCCCACAAUCACCCGAGGAAGGAAAAGAUCCUAAAGAUCUUAGGUCGUUUCUACACGAGGGGGCAGCCAACUAUGGAUCUUCUGCCCCAUUGUCGAGAAUGUCUCACAACUCCGUUGAUGCAGCGUCGCUUGAAGGCGGUCGGACACCUCCAGCAAAAUUCGAUGCAUUUCCUCCAACAUCACUCCCUGCUGGGAACUCACAAACGGAGCUUGGGUUCGACAUGCGAAGUCAAGGUUCCAUGCGCCCAUCUGAACCACGAGCCAAGCCCCAGGAUCCUGGCCGGCCAAUGGGUAUCAGUACAGAAGCUCUGCCUUCGAAGUCCUCAAGUCCCAGCAGUCAUACAGUUUCUCCAAUUUCUGAAGACCUUGCACAAUCAAAAAUCUUUAGUCACGAGGAGGCAGAAAGCAUGUACAUGAGUGCCAUCAGUCAUGUUUCUGCUCCGCAAACAGAUAAGAGCACAUCAAUACCUGGUCAGUGGAACGCCUCGAGCUCGGACAGCGGCGACGAGGGUAGUGAUUCGCUUGUUCCAGGUAAUCUUUCAGUUCUGCAGGACAAACCGACCAGCAUCUUACGCCAGCAUGAAACACCGGCGAAUGGAGAUAGACUUGCAAGCCAUCAUGAUGACCAUGGUCCUCGGAUCCCCCGGAUUUCCAAUCCAGAAUCGACUGAACACAUGUUUCCAUCUUCGACAUUGCCCACCAAUGUAAGGCAUGAGCCAGUGUCACCCCCUAGACUUCCCAGCCAGCGAGAUGGUUCAUCCCAAGGUUCUGAGGCCUCUUCGGCAAAUCUCAAAAGCCCCUUCACCAUCAUGAAGCGCAUACUAUUUGUUGACUUCAUUGCCCUGGAGAUUCCCCAAGGUAAUGCCAAUACAGCAGACAGCCCAAUUGGGAUCAAGCAUCAACCGUCUGCUGCUUUGAGCCAGACACUCUCUGGAAGCUCAAGGUUAACCUCGCAGACCACCCACGCCGCUGCUCACGGAAUCUUAUCCUCGGAUUACAGCUCAGACUCCCAGCAGUCUGGCCGACGGCCAUCUAUAGAUGUAGGUAAUAUUCAAGUCUUGGGUGAUAUGGGUCUCGCCAAAUUGAUGAUUCUGGUUAUUGAAAAAAUUAAUGCCAUGCGUUCAUCCUCUUCCUCCGAGAAGAGCAGAACAGCUGUCCCGCAACCAGCUCCAAGAGAGGUGAGCCAGGUAAGAUUGAAGGUGAAGCGGAUGUGCUGGAAGUUUCUCGACGUCGUCAAAGGAGUGCCUGUGAGAGGUAUACGUUCCCAGAACCCCGUGGAACAAAACGAUCUGCGUGGAGACUCAGAAGUUUUAUUGAGAGCGGAGAUGAAAGAAUUCUGUGCUAUGUACCGCAAAAGUGAAGCAUCGUCUGUAUUGGAACUAUCGACAAGAAAAUUUUCAUUUGGAUACGUCUCGGAAGACAUCCUCUCCUUUGAUUCCGGCUUGAAGAUGAGAGAAUCUACCCGAGACAUACUUGCACCUAUCGACAAUGACAUGAAGUUAACGGUAACGAAGACAAUUAGCGCCACGAAGGUUGAGUUGACAACACUUCCGUUGCAUAUCGCUCUAGACUCACGCCGACUCGACGAGACUUUUACCUGGUUCGGCGGAUUCAGCAGUAUGCUUGGUCUCGGAAGCUCGAUGAUGUCCACUAUGACUGUGGUAGACAUGGCGGCUAAAACUUCCCAUCACAGCAGGCCAGUUCGCGGUGUACACUUCGAAGGCCAAACGCAGAACAGUCCAAGACUAUCUCCUCCAAUUCAGACGCAGAACAAAGUCACGGCAAGGAUUGGGGGCAUUGUCCUUGAUCUUCGGGGUACACGCUCUUCUUUACGUCUUGAGAGCACGGCCAUGAAGCUUGUCAGCCGAACGGAAGGUCUCGGCUUACAAGUCGACCGACUGAACAUCAGUGACCCGUAUCUGCGGCAUGCCUCUUCUGAGCCAUCUACAGCGGUGAAGCUUUCGAAUCUUAGAAUAGAGUACUUGUCAACACCCAAAGAGAAGGAUUUAGAUCGGCUACUUGCCCUCUUGUCUCCUUCCAAAGACGAGUAUGAAAGGGAUGAUGAUAUACUGCUGGAUACUCUCUUGCGUCAACGACGACAAGGAGGCGUAGUCCGCGCUACAGUCGAAAGCCUUGAAGGCAUCCUGUCGGAUCUAGACGAUCUACAACGUAUUGCAGCGUUAUCGGAAGACCUCAAAAAGCUCUCGACUGUGACAAAAUAUCUGCCUGAGGAUGAUCGUCCAGGUAUCCUAACGCUGAUGUUGGUUCGCGACCUCAGACUCAAGAUCCAAGUCAACGACAGCUUUGGUGCAGCUAUUUUGGCUUCGAAGGACUUGGAGGCAGCAUAUGUCGCAUUCCCCAGCUUGGUCGCUCUUGGAAUUACUACAUUGAACCUUCAUCGAAACGGUACAGAAGAGUUGAUCGGACACGCUCUGCCCAUGCAGAUCGUUGGCGAGACGUAUUCACCCAUGGUCAUGGCUCGCUUUGUCGGCAACGAAAUGGAACCUACAGCAAAAAUAAAGCUUUACAAUGUACGCUUUGAGUAUCAUGUCCCCACUCUUAUGGCAGUUAUGGGAAUGAAGGAUGCCACAUCCGUCCAAUCAAUUGUUGCUGAUAUGGUGAGCUCUGUGGCUACUCUUACUGCCCGAGCUGCCGACAGAGGAUCUACACCAAAGCCUUCGGCUCAAGAACCCGCGAGCAGUGAUCGUUCGCAAGGUUCGAAAGAAUUGAGACUUGAUGUUGCUGUGCGAGACUCGACCCUGGGGCUCAAUCCACGCAAAUCGCCGGCCAAAGGCCUUGUUGUUUUCACUGAUACUCACUUCGUAGGUGCCAUGCCCAGAGGAGAAGAAGCCGACGCAGUGCUUGAUAUCAGAAAGGCUUCACUCAUGGUGAUCGGCGACCGUGAAAAUGCCCCUUCUACAGCUCAAAGCUCUAUCGACCGACGAGGUCAGGUUGAAAUUCUGUCCGACCUAGGUUAUGUAUCUGUCAGCUUGAUCUCUGCAGCAAAAGCUACGAUUAAAAUUGUCAAGCUCGAGAAUGAUUCCAGCAGGGCAAUCGAUGUAGAGAUCCGGGACGAUCUUUUUGUCCUAGAGUCAUGCGCGGACUCCACCCAGACAUUGCAGAAUAUCAUAACUGGACUGAUACCGCCAACGCCGCCCUGCACAGAAUUGAAGUACAGGACAGAGGUCAUACCCGUCGAAGACAUGCUCGCUUCGCUCUCGGGCAAUGCUUUCCCAGCAACUCAGAUCAGUCCUAAUACCGAUAAGGAAUUAUCACUGGAACUUGACGAAGGCGAUAUAGUAGACGACGACGUCCCGCAGAACCUCGAAUUCGUAAGCAGUAUCUAUAAUCCUAACCUCGAAUCAGUAUACGAAGGCAUCGCAGACAGCAUGCUUGAAGAUGAUAUAGAAUCUCUACCAAACCCUUCGAUCGUCCAAGGAAUGGGAAACAAGAAUACCAUGGAAAAUUACGAAGAGCAGACACAGAUUGCUCCUGAUAACUCCUCUCUUGAUUUCGUCGACGAUCACUUUGGAACGAGCUCAGUGGUGGGAGGCACUGCUCAUCAGCGGAGUAUCCAGCAAAACACCUACGGAUUGAGCAACGAGUUCAGAGUGCGUGGCAGUCCUUUGAGAGUUCGUGUGCGGGACGUACACUUUAUAUGGAAUCUCUAUGAUGGCUACGACUGGCAGAGUACCAGAGACACCAUCAGCCAAGCCAUCGAAGACGUUCAAAACAAAGCCACAGAACGUUUGGCUCGCAAUGAUAGACGCAAACCUGCGGACCCCGACGAAGAGGAGGAAUCCGUGAUUGGUGACUUUCUUUUCAAUUCGAUCUACAUUGGUAUUCCCGCGAAUCGUGACCCAAGAGAGCUGGCUCAUCAGGUCAAUCGCAAUCUUGACGAUCUUGUUAGUGAGACAGAAAGCUAUGCGACUUCCACACCUUCAGGCUCGCCGAGCCGAAAAGGUCAAGCACCACGUUCGAGAGGCAGCAGGAAACUGCGGUUGAAACGUAGUAAGUAUCACAAGAUGACCUUCGAGCUGAAGGGCGUCUCUGCAGAUGUGAUAGUCUUGUCGCCAGACUCAGGCGAUACUCAAAGCUCUCUAGACAUCAGAGUACAGGACCUCGAGAUAUUCGAUCAUGUGCCAACUUCCACAUGGAAGAAGUUUGCUACCUACAUGCAUGAGGUUGGAGAACGCGAAAGUGGAACAGACAUGAUCCACCUUGAGAUAUUGAACGUCAAGCCUGUGCCCAGUCUUGCAGCGUCGGAGAUCAUUCUAAAGGCCACUAUACUUCCGCUACGACUUCAUGUCGACCAGGAUGCACUUGAUUUCAUCACCCGUUUCUUCGAGUUCAAGGACAACUCUGCGCCGAUGCAAACCUCGCAGUCUGAAGCGCCGUUCCUUCAGCGCGUGGAAGUGAACUCCAUACGAGUCAAGUUCGACUUUAAGCCAAAAAGGGUCGAUUACGCAGGUAUUCGUUCAGGACAUACGAACGAGUUCAUGAAUUUUUUCAUACUUGAACAAGCAGACAUGAUUCUCCGACACGUCAUCAUCUAUGGCGUCUCUGGUUUUGACAAGCUCGGCAAAACCCUCAAUGACAUUUGGAUGCCAGAUGUCAAAGGGAACCAGCUGCCCGGUGUUCUUGCGGGACUUGCACCUAUUCGCUCGCUCGUGAAUGUUGGAGGCGGUUUUCGCAACCUAGUCGCUAUCCCUAUCCGAGAGUAUCGAAAGGAUGGUAGGGUGGUUAGAAGUUUGCAGAAAGGCGCGGUUGCUUUCGCGAAGACAACGACGAGUGAACUAGUCAAACUGGGAGCUAAGCUUGCGAUCGGUACUCAAACCGUGCUUCAGGGUGCCGAGGAUCUUUUAACUCAGCCGGUGAAGAGAUCAGAUGUGAGUGUUGGUUGGGAAGACGCCGAGUUCGAGGAAGACGAAAAGCCGCAGAUCAGUGCGUACGCCGAUCAGCCAGUAGGCGUGGUCCAAGGCCUUCGGGGUGGCUAUGCCAGCCUCGAGCGCGAUCUACUCACCGCCAAAGAUGCCAUCAUAGCAAUGCCUGGGGAGAUUUUGGAGAGUGGCACGGCAGGCGGCGCCGCGAGGGCAGUUUUGAGAGGCGCUCCUACAAUAAUUUUGAGGCCUGCAAUGGGCGUCAGCAAUGCGGUGGGGCAGACAUUACUGGGGGCGACAAAUAGUUUGGACCCUGGAAACAGAAGGCGGAUUGAGGAUAAAUACAAGAGGCAUUGA